Messenger RNA from Tachysurus fulvidraco (yellow catfish), 2364 nucleotides. It is a transcript of the gene got2a, whose product is annotated as glutamic-oxaloacetic transaminase 2a, mitochondrial. Gene Ontology annotation, molecular function: pyridoxal phosphate binding; L-aspartate:2-oxoglutarate transaminase activity. The record is from RefSeq and is a predicted model, not a curated record. The coding region runs from base 98 to 1384 and encodes 428 amino acids. Gene Ontology annotation, cellular component: mitochondrion. The transcript has 10 exons. Lineage: Eukaryota; Metazoa; Chordata; Actinopteri; Siluriformes; Bagridae. Gene Ontology annotation, biological process: biosynthetic process; L-aspartate catabolic process.
UCUUUAGAAAGCUGUGCUGCUGUGACUUUCUCUCUCACUCUCGUAAGUGGUGUGUGUGUGAGUCCUCUUCAAGCUUUAGUCACGUACGGUUGCAGCAAUGGCUCUGCUGAAGACUUGCAAGAUUAUUUCAUCGGUUGGGGUGUAUAGCCCAGCUCUGGGAGUCUUACCUCUCCGCGCAAGCUCAUGGUGGUCUGAGGUGCAGAUGGGCCCCCCUGACCCCAUCCUUGGGGUGACUGAAGCUUUCAAGCGUGAUACCAACCCCAAGAAGAUGAACCUUGGAGUGGGGGCUUAUCGUGAUGACCAGGGGAAACCCUUUGUUCUUAGCUGCGUCCGCAAGGCUGAGACUCAGAUUGCUGCUAAGAAGUUGGACAAAGAGUACCUUCCCAUUGGAGGCCUGGCAGAUUUCAACAAGGCUUGUGUUCAGCUUGCUCUGGGACCUGACAAUGAAGUCCUGAAGAGUGGCAGAAGUAUCACCGUUCAGACCAUUUCAGGAACUGGAUCUCUGCGUAUUGGAGCCAAUUUCCUGUCCCGGUUCCACACUGCAGUGCGUGAUGUGUACCUGCCGAAGCCCUCAUGGGGAAACCACACACCCAUCUUCAGAGAUGCAGGCAUGCAGCUGAAGGCUUACACCUACUACGACCCAAAGACCUGUGGCUUUGACUUUAAGGGAGCCAUUAAUGACAUCUCAAAAAUCCCAGAGAAGAGUGUGAUUGUUCUGCAUGCAUGUGCUCACAACCCCACUGGAGUAGACCCAAAACCAGAGCAGUGGAAGGAGAUGGCUGAUGUGAUCAAGAAAAGAAAUCUUUUGGUGUUCUUUGACAUGGCUUAUCAGGGCUUUGCCAGUGGGGACAUUGACCGGGACGCUUGGGCUGUGCGCCAUUUUAUUGAACAAGGCCACAAUAUUGUUCUCUCGCAAUCCUUUGCUAAGAACAUGGGCCUGUACGGUGAGCGUGUAGGAGGUUUUACAGUUGUGUGUAAGGAUUCUGAGGAGGCCAAGCGUGUAGAGUCCCAGCUGAAGAUUCUCAUCCGUCCCAUCUAUUCCAACCCCCCUUUGAAUGGAGCUCGCAUUGCUGCAACCAUACUUGACACACCUGAACUCUACAGUGAGUGGCUGGUUGAGGUGAAAGGCAUGGCCGAACGCAUAAUUAAGAUGAGGGACAUGCUUGUCUCAAAUCUUAAAAAGGAGGGCUCCACUCAUAACUGGCAACACAUCACUGACCAGAUCGGCAUGUUCUGCUUUACUGGCCUCAAGCCUGAGCAGGUGGAACGUCUAAUUAAUGAUUACUCUGUCUACAUGACAAAGGAUGGACGUAUCUCCAUGGCAGGCGUGACCUCCGGAAAUGUGGGCUACCUUGCUCACGCCAUUCAUGCAGUUACCAAGUGAAUCAGAUGUGUUUGUAGAUGUUAUAUACUGUAGUGACAUUCGACUUGCACACAAACUGUCUUUUGUUGAAAUUGGGAGCGUGUUAAGUAGGAAUUCCCUGAUUGUUAGCUCAUCUUGAUUGGCAUUAUUAAUAAUAAUAAUUUAUUAUAUAAAAUGGAAAAAGUAAAGUUUAAAAGCACUGCACUUAUAAAUUUCCCUUUGAGGGAUGAGAGAGAUCAAGCUAUACUGAUAUUACAGAGUUCCCAAAGAGCACAAUUUCUUAGUGGCAAUAGUUUCUCAAAAAAAAACCUCCCCCCUCUAUUUAAGUCAGUAAUGUUUCAUCUGAAAAUUUGUAAAUAGAAUAUUAUGAAUCCAAAGCACUUAAGAGAGAAAUAUAUUCAGACAAAUAACUUGAGCUAGCAGAUCUGCCCAUUUCAGUAAUGCUAAUUUUGUGGUAUUUACUUUAUAAACUGUUACAGACCUUUUCAUCUGAUCAUUGGAGUCGUGUUCUUUGUCCCAUUAAAUAUCUUGGGCAUUCAAUUAUACAUGAAGCAAAAGCACUUUUUAGAGGAGACUCUGAGUUUGGAGCAGUUAAUAAACUAGCUGCAGGAUUUGUAUCGGAUGUGAUUCAAUGUGUGUAAAUUCCCACAAUAUUAAAGCACUUGUUCCAACCUGACAAAUGCAUGUUACAAUUACAUUACAAAUCAAACUAGUACAGCUAAAAAAAAAAAAAAAUCAUAAUCAGUUUUAUUCCCAUUUCUUUUGCACAUCUGAUUUAAUUACCGGUGGGUGUAAAUGUAUUGUAGGUUAUAUGGAGUUUUAUUCAUUUGGAUGCAUAAUACACAGGCUUAUAAAUAGGCGGUUUGGUUGAAACAAUUUAAAAUUUCUUUUGUCAUCAACUAUGAAUCUCCAAUUUUUCUCAACUGUUAAGUGUGAAAUGUUAUAUGCAUAAUAUCUCCUAAAACCUUGUGCAGUCAACCAAUAAAGAUGAGCUUACCAAG